AAGCAUUUUCUUACCAAGUACAUAUUCAGCCGUACAUCCGUCCAUUCUCGUCGACCCAACUAUUUUUUCUUCCCUUUGGCUCUCUGAAGUUUUUUAUUUCCUUCUCCGUCGUCUUCCCUGCGUCGGCCUCGGUACGUACAUAACAACUUUCGCGUGGUUUCACGAAGUGCUACCGGGCUUUGACUACCUGCUUGUUGUUGUGUGAUCUACACCCACACAAGACGAUUGAAACCUGAGAAGGAGAAGACAUCGGAAUAGCGGGAUAAGGUCUACUCUUAGCUUAAGGCCAUAAAAAACCUAAUAGCCGACUUCGGAAUCAUCGAGAUCGAUCCACCAAGGUUUUUUUCGACAAGAGAGCUCGAUUUGAAGACUCUGCUCUAUAUCGACGAUACUUACCUAUUCGGGUAACUUACACCAUCAAGCUCUCGACUGAGUCUCGUCCCCAGCUCAGUCCGGGAAGGAAAACCACCCCGUUCUUACGUCCAUCGUAUUAUCGCCAUCUUCUCACCUCUAGAUCCUCAUUUCGACUAUCGCUCAAAAUGCAAAUCUCAAAAUCCUCACUCCCAGCCACCCUCCUACCCCUCCUCCUCCUUCCGGGAUCCUCGCUCGCCACAGUCGCAGACCGGUCGUCAUGCGUUCACAGUGGCGCCGUCAAGUUCUCCGCGGCCGCCGCCUGCGGUGACAAGGGUUCUCUGGAAUACUGCUUCCAGCGUGUGCCCGAGUACGUCGAGAUCGGAGACCUGGAGCGCUGCUUCCGGAACGCCGGCUGCACGAACGCGGAGGCGGGCAUCGAGGCAACUUUCCUCCUUCACAGCUGCGGUAACGAGCAGUCCGUCGCCGAGCUGAGGCGGCGAUCACCUGAGGCUUUACCAGCCCCCAACCCCGCAGACACGACGACCGCCACGUCAACCGAUACCAGCACGGCCACGGGCACGACCUCGAGCUCGCUUCAAUGCAGCACGGCAACGACAACCUCCACCUCGUCGUGCCCGGUCCAGUCAACGGGCACGGCAUCAGGGUCGACGCUGUCGUGCUUCGAGACAACAGUAACAACGUCGGUGUGCGCAGCGGCCAACAUCUGCCUGACAGACGACAGCGGCAACGACGUGUGCUUGCUGCGCGACGACCACCUCAGCACGAGCGAGCUCAUCAUCACCAUCUUCCUCGGCGUCUGCUUCGCCGCCGGCUUCGCCACCCUCAUCUUCUUCGCCUGCCGCGACAAGCGCGCCCAGCGCAAGCUGCGCGCCAUGAAGCAGGCUGCUGAUAUUGCUAAGACGAACGCCGUGAACGCGACGAGCGCUACUGCCGCCGUGGCUCCGGUUGAGCAGUCCGCGUUCCCGGCGAAGCGAGAUGUUAGUCCGGCGCCGGGGAAUCCGUUUACGGAUGGGUCGAGGUAUUAGGAUACCGAUGCCGAUGCCGACUUUUGAGUUUGAGUGUGUGUGUUUGAAGCAUUUGGGUAUGUGAGAUAUCUGCGUAUGGAAUGUGCUCCGGGGCUUAGGAUAUCAUGUGGGGAGGAUGACGGGUGUGGCUGAGACCCGCUCAGGCCGGGUCCGGGUUCACCUGCAUUGUUUUACGAGCAUGGGCAUUUAACUACACGAAAAGACAAAGAGGAGUGGAAAUGGAUAUGGGAUAACUCGAGUUGAAAACCUGGAAAUACGUUGUUACGAAACUUGUUUAGAUA
Molecule: messenger RNA, 1681 nt
Organism: Annulohypoxylon truncatum
Lineage: Eukaryota; Fungi; Ascomycota; Sordariomycetes; Xylariales; Hypoxylaceae
Exons: 2
Coding region: 540-1400 (286 amino acids)
Source: RefSeq, a predicted model, not a curated record